GUUUAACUGUGUAUUUGUGGCGUUUGUGAGAGAGAAUCGGGCAAAAGUUUGACGAAAGCGAGGCACACACGCUCAGUCUUACUCAGUAGCCCUUCAGUCUGGUCGAUUGAAAAAUACUUCAUUUUCAAUAAGAACGCACAUACAAUUCUAUUUCAUAUCGAGACAAGCACACACUGCUGAUUCUGUGCAUUCCAAUUGAACUGAAACCAAACAAAAAAGGAAGGAAGGAAAGAAACAAGCCCAGAAUGAAAAAAAAUGGAAUAAAGACAAAAAUCAAUUUUUAGAAACUUUGUAAUCAUCAAGAAGAACAAGAGCAAAGAAAAAGAAAUACAAAUCAAAUGUGAAGAGAGAGAAUCAGAUGGAAAAAGUGGUGCAUGGAAAAAAGUCACAGUGAAUUUUGUUUGAUAAUAAUUUUCGGUGGCACAAAUGAAUAAGGAAUAAAACGACGACGACGAACGUAAAGAAACAGAACCAAAAAACAAACACAACAACUAAAUAAAAAGGAAGGCAUGAUUACGAAAAGGCUGCUGCUCCCAUUUCCCAAUUAUUUUUCUUGCAUACGAUUUCUGUAUUUGUUCUCUCGCUAAAAUAUAUGACAUGUACAUUAUUUUGUCCUCUUUCAUCGUGUUGGCUGGUGUAGUUGGUGUUGCUGCUGGUUUGCCUUGUCUCUAAUAAAUUACAAUUUAACGGUACGGAUAAUAUUUCGCAACGAUUUGUUUCGUUCAUUUCGUUCGUUUUUUACGUUUCAUCGUUGAGAAACACUGAGUAUUAUACAUUUGUGCGGUGGCCCCGUGCUGGUGCUAUAGGUGUGUGUGUGUAUAUUGUUUGUGACUAUUAUUUCGCUUCAUAUUAUCAACCCUGCUUUAUAUGUGUAAGAGCUUCAGAAAGUGAAACAAAAGUUUAAAAAAAGACACUUUUUCUGGUGCUGUGCUUAUUGCUUAAAAAGGAUAAUAUUUUCGUGUUGGCAUAAAGUAAAAUACUCUCAACAUACACCUCUAAAUAGAUACGUAUCAAAAGUGAGCGAAAAUUUUGGACGAACGAAAAAAAAGUAGCAGCAGCGGAUUCAUUUACAUUUGAAAAUCAGUUCACGUAGUUUUUAUUCUAGUUCGUUCGCCUUGCAUGCCCAUCGUAAUCCAUAUUAAUAAAUAAAUUAGCAUUUGUGAAUGCGUUGAUGUUCCAACGACUCGGGCGACAAUCGGCUAUCCACAAAAUGAGCACAUAAAAACAUAAACCUUUUGGAUUUGUUUAUCGCAGUAAAAACGUGCACCAUCCGAAGAUUAGCUGCUUCGCACCACCAUCGAGUCGAGGAAAAGUGAAAACGAAGAAAAAGCGUGUCUGCCUGCAGUGUGACAGAAGGUGAAGAUCGCUGAAAAAAGUAGUCGAAAACAAAAGGCAAAAAAAGUUCUUUUGAUUAUUAUUGCUUAUAAGAAACGGCGGAAUAUGGACCAGCAUGAAAAAUGGCUAGAAAAACAGAAAAUUGCGCUCUCACAUGUUUUUGCUAUUGAAACAUGAGACGUACUAGAGACAAAGAUCAUUCAAACAUAAACCGAAGUGCGUGCAAAGUGUUUUUGUGUAUAGAAAAUAGAAAAUCACGUAAAAAUUGCAGAACCGAACAAAAAAAAAUGUAGUGUACGCAACACAAAUUCAAGUGUGCUUCAAGUUUUUUUCAGUCAGCGACGCGUUGUGUUUUACGUGUGUGAGUGUGUUGUUGCUGUGUACUCUAGUCAUCAGCAAUAGUCUGUAAGCCGAUGCAAGGUAGCAGGUUUUCAUCAUUCAUCCCUUCGCUUACAAUCAUGCAACCAGCCCGUUGUUCGUAGCCCGUUGAACUAUAGCGAUAGCCUGGCAGGCAUCAGCAACCAACCAGAACACAUCGAACAACAACACAAAAGUCACUUAACAAAAAGAUACAAAACGUGGGCUCGCACGACGACGACGGCGGCGAAAUCGAAACGUCGGAUAAAAUCAAGCUACUUCGUUCACUGACGCAGCAUAAUAAACAUACAAAACAAAUAAAGUAAGGCAAUCAAGAGAAAAAGAAGAAGUUGAGCGAGAUAGAGAGGGAGAGAGAGCGAAAAUAAAAACCCUAAACGAACCGACCAAAUUAUUUCGGUAGCAUUAAAAUUGUAUAACCAAAUGAUAAAUUAUGUGAGACGCGCACAUUCAUAAACAUUUUCCCAUUUGAAGCUGAAAUAAAUGGACGUUUUCCGUCGAGUGCUUUAAGCAAAGGAGGAGGUCUCUGCAAAGGGAAAAAAACCAUCAACAGAUUUUCUUUCUUCAUGUGGAUAUAUGUGCGAUUGUGCGUACGUACGUAUUUUGUUGUGUGUAUCGUGUGCUAAAAACCAUCGUCAAGUUACAAUAUAUAAAUCUCUGUGCGACGCCACUAGUGCUGGAGUUAAAUUGUCAUGGGCAAUCAUCCAGAACUUGAUGUGGGAAACUAACGAAAAAAUAUAACCCACACUCACACACACACACACACACACACACACACACACACAUCGCAUAGGGAGAGGGAGAGAAACGCAGAAAAAAUAAAAUAAAGGCACAUCGGAUAAUAAUGGCCAACGAAGGGAAAAAGAACCGAAAUAUUCAUUCAAACAACGAACGAAUUUUCAUGAGGUUCAAGAUUCGUUCGUUGUGAACUAACCAACAGAAGAACAGAGAAUAAAAAGCACAGCACAAGCAAACGGCACACCGACUCUUUGUAUAUUUCCCUGUUGGCAAAUCGACGUUUGGUCGCGCGCGUUUAACCAUCUAUCAAUCGCAUAAUAUAACAAGACUAUAUGCAUAAGUUUACGUCGUGUGAGCGUAAUUCCGACGAUUUUGUGUUUUUUUUUCUCUCGUCUUGUCGUUGUUGUUGUUCUUUUUUUGGGUCAAGUGAAUUUUAUAUCUCAAUUUACGGCCAAGAUUGAAAUGCUGGAACAAGACUUCAAAUCGAUGUAAUUUGUUGAGCGUAUUGCUCUUCCACUCAAUUUGAUUGGUGAUUUUGACCCAUUUUUUCCCCGUGUAUGUUUAUGUAUAUGAUACCAACGAACUGAACACACAGCAAAGACGAUAAAGCCGCAAAAAAACCCACCACCAUCAACAAAAACUAUAACAGAACAACAACAAAGUCAAGUCACUCAACCAACGACGACGACGACGACGACGACAGCAGCAACGGCAGAUUGUGCAUCUGAUGGCGUGCACUUUUGAAAAAAGGCGAUAGAAUUUUUAAAAAGGUUACGUUUUAUCCGCAUACAGAAAAUACAUGUGUAUGCCGUAAGCGGUAUAUUUCCUCUUUUUCCCGUGUGUGUGCGCGCAAAAACGAACGAACGAAUCAACGUUGAGAGCAAGAAAGGGAGAGAGAGAGAGAGAGAGAAACUAUGUCAUAGUGAUUAAAUUGUGCAUAUAUAAUUGGAUAAACAAUCGAAUAAGUGAGCUGAGAAUAGUGCAGAGAGUGUAUUGAGUAACAGAGCGAAUAUUGUAUCCAGGAGCAGCAGAACAGGCGGUGACGACAACUGCAACAACGGCAACGGUGGUAGCUGUUUCAUUCGGAACACUGUCGAUUUCGUUAUUUUCCAACGGUAUCAACUCGAAUGAUCUCUAACAUAUGUACAAACAUGCCAUCAACUCCAAAUGGAUAUAUCGCAAAGUGAUGAAGGUGACACCAUAAAAAGUACCCUCUUUAUGAUGUAAACGCAAUUAUUUUACGAUAAUGGAAAAUUGCUAAAAUUUCUUCGAAAAACGUGCACGGAAAGUGUAAGCAGUUAAGAAAACAUAUAUUCACCCAUACACACAUACACGCAACUUUCUGUCUCGGCAAACAGCUCUCCAAAAUGUGAACGACGACGAAGACAACAACACCAUCACGAUAUAUCAUAUAGGGAUAAAUAAGUGCAGUAAACGUAUUACACACACACACACGUGACACGUAAUAUAACGAAAAGAACGAGACCACUGAAAUCUUUUCUUUUCCAAAAAUGGCUGACGAGCCGGUCUUACAACAACAGACAUUCAAAGAGAAACUGUUAUUCUAUAUAACAGCAUUCUUCGUUCUUCUAGGCACAUUUAGUUUGUUCGCAUUUCUCUUCCUCGUACCAUUUGUGAUUGAACCAGCCUUCACUACCAUAUUCAUGGAGUUUGAUGAAAAUCCUGCCGAAUGCGUUACGGCCGAGGUGGAGCAUUUUAAAGGUGCAUCGAAUUGCUCGUGGACAUCGUGCCGUGAAGGUUGCACCAAAGAGGUGUACGAAUGCACGCAAAUCCGUGUCAAUUACAAAGUAUUCGAUUCCAUUGUAUUCGACAAUGAUACAAUGAGCGAAGACGAUGAAGUUGCCGUCGUGGAAUUGGACACGGGUCAACCAGCAUCGGUUGCGGCAGCAUUAACGCAAUUCGCCAGUGAUAGUACACAAUCGAAGCAGCGGCAGCAGCAUGCUGAUGAUCGCAUUGAACGGGCAAUUCGUGAAUAUGAAUAUGUCGAUAGCUAUGAUCAUUUGCAUCGUGAAUCGUACAAGAGUGCCGAUGGUUUAGAAUUUAUGGAGUAUCCCGAAGUGCAAGAUUUGCCUGGCCAAACGGAUAAUACGUCGGAAUGGUAUUUCACCGGCGCCCGAUUAUUCCCAAAUGUUAAAGGAUGUGGCUAUCCACCGAUUCUCAACUGUAGUAUAUGGACGAAAAAAUUUAUAAAGAUCGGAACGAAUUUCUCGUGUUAUUAUUCACGUGUCGAUCCGGGUCUUGUAAUUAGUGAUUUAGAUUUGAGACGAAAUAUGCUCAAUUUAAUUUAUGCCAUGUUUAUACCGAUACCCUGUUUUAUCGUGUCGGUCAUCUAUUUGACAUUUGCUUAUUUCAAAAUUUAUAAUGAAGAUGAAGAGGCGGCGCCUCUUGGUCAAAAUGCGGAAAAAAUUGCGGGCGAAGAUGAGGUGGCGGCGGACACCGACCAGGUUGAUGUUAUCGUACCAAACGGAACGGCUACGAUAUCAGUUGCUUCGGUACCAGUGACACCGACAUCGAAUGAUGUGGCUUCGUUUGGCCAUCAGCUCAAAGUGAAAAUGGCCGAUGAAAUGAGUCGCGAAAGCUUAGACGGAGGUUUCAUUUCGAAUUCAGGUUCAAUACAAGGAAAUUUAAGUAAAACGAUGACAACUAGUAUUUCAACACCACCCGGACCAACCGCCGCUGUCUAAUAGCUCGAAUGUGAUUUUAGGCACUUUGUUUUUUUUUUUUAAUUUUAUUUCAUCUUUAAGUAAUUUAUAAAAGCGCAAACUGAUGACGUUUAUUUAGUUUGAAUGGAAUGUGCGCCAAAUACAAGCCCCAUUUCAACAAACACGACACUUUGAAGAAGUCACCACACCAUUUCAUGGACGACCGAACUGCUAUUCAACCGCAAGAUGCAAUUAUCCUUUCACUACACAACAAUUCAUUACAACACUAUUUGUACAAUCGAGAAUUCGAAUUCGCUAUACACAAACUCACAUACACAUGAGCUAGCUGGCACGAUGACAGCCGGAAUAAAUCACAAUACACAAAGUAUCACUAAGGCUGCCAACUCUACUGAUUUUUUCAGUAGACUAAUAAAAUUCGUAAAAAAAAUUCGUGUGUCGGAAGCAAAUUCUUGUUUACACAUAUGGAAAGAGGAAGUCCCAAGGAUGUUUUCUAUCUGAUCAGAUUUCCCGGAAAAGUCACUGGAGCCAAAAUAUGGCCUCAUAUAUAAAAUUAGGGUCAUUUUCAGUACAUUUUAUUUUUACAAAAUCUUCCAUAUUUCCCGAGUUUUCCAAGAUUUUCCAACCAUUUUCAUUUUAUGAAUGUACGAUCGUAUGCUGAAAACGAAUUCAAGAAAAUUUCCCGGAAAAUUGCAAAUCCUGGAAAAUUUUCCGAAAUUGAACUUAUCGCUAUAAAAGGAAAAUGGAAAAUCGGAGAAAAUUAUGAGAAGUCCCAUUCGAUCGGGCGGAAAAUUUCAUGGGGAUGGUAGCCGAAGGCCGAGAUUUGGGGCCUAAAUCCAGCCGUUUCCGAGAUAUUGCGAAAAAACUGGCUUUGGUACUGAAUUUUUCAGUAUUUUUUAGAAAAUAGUUGGCAGCCUUAAGUAUCACCAUAACAAAGAAAUAGAAAAUGAAACGAAACUAGCAAAUUUACGAAAUGUUCAAAAUGAAAAUGAUAUUUCUAUAUGACACCAACAACAACAAGAAUCCCGAUAAGUUCAAGCAAAAACACAAAAAAUAUCUGUUAGAUUUCGAAUGAUAGACUGCAUACGUUCAGAAUAGACGUUCCGAAUAGAAAGUCGUCUUCGAAACAAUGUGUCGUCGGUUGUCAAUUCAUUGACGGACGACAAUUACUCAGAUUUUAUCAAUGGACAAUUACCGUUUCAAUUUUAUUCCAGUAAAUCGAUAUGUGUUUGUUUUUCAAGAGAGUUAAAUGCUGAUAAGAAAAUAACAAACAGAUAUUUCCAUUCAUUUUUCGCCGAGUUUUAGUAGUUUUUAAGAAUGCUUUAAAAAAGGAUUAAAGUCGGUCUCCCGCGACGGCUAUUGAUUUAUUGACCAAAACAAGAGGAACGAAUCGAAUGGACGAAACUCCGUUUUACCGGGAAUUGCCAUGCAAUGGAAGCUAAUGUCAUAAAAAUACACUGUAUUCUUAUUAUAUUCGUUUAUUGCCUUCAUUCUUGUCAGUGAACAAAACGCUUAAUUACCUCAAAACGAAGCUAAAUGCAAAAUGAUUGCUAUUUUCUUGUUUAAAUAUUCGAACAAAGGAGUUUGGACAGCAUAAGGAACGGGUCGACCGAACGACCAACAUACUAUAGAAAAAUCGUGGAAAAAAUCCCAUUUGCACCGUUGGGAUGCGAAAAACAUUUUUCGCUGUCCAAACAUUUCCGAAUUCAUUUACGGCACAACUUUCUGAUUGGCAGUUCUUAUGAAAUUCAUUUCAUAACGACCGAAAAUCCAACACACACACACACACAAGUUUGAUUCAUGAACGAAGUUUCAAUAUGCAAAAACCAACAUUUAUUUUUCUUCUUCUCUCUUUUUCUCUCACUCGAUUUAAAUGUUAUUCCAAGAGCGCAAAAAUUAUUUCCACCGAACACAUGAAAAAGAGUUGAAAGAGCAAAAGGAAAAGAGCGAAAAUUUAUGUUGUUGCAAUUUAAACUGUAUUCACCAUGGGCUAGAAAUUAAUUUUAAUUGAAAUGCUUCACAAGUACCUACAAUUAACGCGCGUGUGACGUCAUAUUUUCUGCUAUUGUUCUAGUUCCCAAUGAAUAUUUAUAGAUGAAAAAGAAGAACCGUUAAAAAAACCAAAAUCGUGUAUUGAAAUGCGAGACCAGAGCUGUAGAAAAAAAGUUGUUGAAUUGCAUCUCGUUUCGAGAGUGAGGUUGUAUUAUUAUGCGCGCAUUUGAGCAAAUCGUUCUAGAAAUGCUUUCAUUUGUUAAUCGUGGCUAUAUGGAGCUUUCGCCAUUUGACAAAAACAAAUAUUUUUGUUUUCUAUUUGUACAUAAACUUUAAGCGUAUAACAUAUAGAGCUAAGGCAAAAUUUCAAACCAAAUGAAAUAAUCUAUUAAAUAUGUUAUACGGGCGAUAUGUUUUUAAGUCUUUUCGUUUCGACAUGUUUUUGCGCGAUUUUAUCGACUUUACAAGUACAAUUGACAAUUCAUAACAAAAGAUGAAAAUUUUUAUUAUAUUUAACCUUACGUAGCGUAAAAUUAAACACAACUAAAAAAAGUUCUAAGAUAUUUUUGGUCCUCGCAUAAUGUUUAAUCGUGAAGAAAAAGUGAAACAAUAUUUUUCAAAUGAAUUUUUCUCUAUUCUAUUGUUGUUUUUUCGAACUAUUUUAGUGGAUAUUUUUUCAAAAUACUUUGGGUAAUUUUCAUUGGACUUUUUUUUCGUUCGUUUUGAGAUAUGGAGAUGAAAGUGCAGAGCAUUACGCUUUUAGCGAUCUGUGCUUGGAAACAGAAAAAAUGUAAAGAAAAGUUGUCUAAAUUUAAUCGAAACGGAGAGAUAUUCUGUUUUGCUUGAAACUCAAACUGACCCCAAAACAAUCACUUAAUCUCAAGAGAGAAACUAAGGAAAAAUACUUGAAAAAAAAGACAAUCCAUUGUAAAAUAUAAACAAUGGAAAACCAAUUAAUUAUUAUAUAUAGGAAUGUGCAUUUUUCCCGUUAUUUCCGUUUGCCUUACACAGUAUGCACAUUGCACAGUCUGCAAUUUUUGCUGAUGCUGCGAAUCGUUUUACGGAUUCACAGCAACGCGUGAAACGUGCGGGUUGUGCAAGGUCAGCGGAAUGAACAUUAAAUAUAUUGUGCUCUUUGACACACACACACACACACACACACACACUAACUCACCUCUAGUGUAUAGAAAAAGCGUAAAGAAAGGAAAAUAGGGACUAUUGCCUGUGAUUUAGUCUGUCCUAGGAAACGAAGGAAAUGAUUGAAGUUUAUGUGUAACUCGUAGUGAAAAACUAUAUAUGAAUUGGUUGCAAUUGAACGAGAGCGAAAGAGGAAAAUUGCGAAACCCGCGCAUAUUCGAUUGACGUCACAAAUUGUGUACAAUUUGUUGUCCCAAAACCUUGUUGAUUUUUUCGUUUUGCCACACAUCCAAAGACUUGAAACCUUUCGAAUCAGAUAAGCAAUAAUCCCAGACAUAUUUCAUGCCCGAUCAAAGAAGAUAAAGACACUUAUCGAAAUUGAUCGAAAUCAAUUAAAAACUAAACGACUUGGUUCAUUUGCAUAUCAUACCGCAUUAGAUCCCUUAAAACAUCAUUACAUUUGUUACUUCGGUUUUCAUUUUGAUGUGCAAUAUUAGUUAAAACUGCUCAGUACAAACAAGUUUAGAAAGAAAAUAACCGGAUCAGUAGCCUACAUUCUAUGUAGUGCUUAGAAGAAGAAGAAGAAGAAGAAGAAGAAGAAGAGAGGUCACGAAUAUCACGUCCCUGGGUGAUGUUUCGAAAGAAUGAGUUUUUUUUUCAAUGUCAAAUGCAUUCAAGUUAAGUUACCCUGGCCAAUCAGCCAUUUACUGAGUAUAAACGGUGAACGUAAGAUGUAUCCUUUCCUUCAUAGUGUUUGUGGGCAAACAUUACUAUUAACCACAAGCAGCACUUUGCAGACAAAAAAACCAAGCACAAAAUUGCAAUUAGGAUUCGACAAAGCAACCAACGAAACAAAACAAGAGUUAAAAUAUGAGUGAAGAUGAUAAUGAACAAAAAUAAAUAAAUAGUAAAA
Sitodiplosis mosellana (orange wheat blossom midge) is the source of this 9171-nucleotide messenger RNA. RefSeq names its product protein tipE (gene tipE). Gene Ontology annotation, biological process: regulation of sodium ion transport. The record is from RefSeq and is a predicted model, not a curated record. The coding region runs from base 3960 to 5153 and encodes 397 amino acids. Gene Ontology annotation, molecular function: sodium channel regulator activity. Lineage: Eukaryota; Metazoa; Arthropoda; Insecta; Diptera; Cecidomyiidae. The transcript has 5 exons.